AAGAAAGGAAACAUGGACUUCCAUGGCUACCCGAAAAGAAAAAAAGAAAGAUCAAAUCUCUCCUGGUAAAACCCUAAAAAGAGAAAGAAUAGAGCUAAUAUGACCAUCUGGAAGUUUUCUCUGCUAUGCCGCAAUUUCAGUUCUCUUCCACGGCAAAAGCUUUCAAAAAUUCCCUCAAAGUACAAGGCUAAAGCCAUCCGUGAAGCUCAGCAAGCUCUCACUGACUACCUCCAUUCCACAAGGUCAUUGCCUUUCGCUUAUGCAGAGCAUAUCAGCAAGAACUCACUAGUCUCUCUUUCUAAUCUCAUUGCUAACGUUGACUUCUCUGUCUCCGAUUUCUCAAGAUCCGUGCGUAAGUUCUUAAGGUACCAUCCCAUCAAUGAAUUUGAGUUCUUUUAUGAAAGUAUUGGGCUUGAUUACAAUGAGGUUCGUAAUUUUUUACCUUCGAACAAGUUUUUCUUUUCUGAGGAUGGGAGUGCUUUGGAUGCUGCUUGUGCACUUGCUAGUUUUGGAUUUCCUUGGUACAAGUUAGGGACUUUGUAUAAAGAGGACAGUUCCAUUUUUAGUAGAGAUCCACUGGAGUUAAAGUCUAGGCUUUCUGGGUUUAAGGAAUGUGGGUUUAGUAAUACUUCGGUUAUUGGUAUUUGUCUGGCUUUUCCUCAUGUGUUGAGCGGUGAUUUGGGUGGUGAAAUUGAUGCCUUAUUUGAUGAUUUGAAAAGGGCUUUUAUAGAUUUUAAUAUGGGUAGUUGUGUUCAAGGACAUGUGGAUGCUUGGUAUGAUAUCUGUUUAAAAAUUCGUGUAUUUUAUGAUUUGGGUCUUAACAAGGGAAAGGUUGGGGACAUUAUAGGUAAAAGUAAAACCAUUUUUAUUGACUGUCCAAUAGAAGUUUUGAUUAAAAAGACCGAGUAUUUCUGUAGAUUUGGUGUUAGUAAGGUAGAUGUUGGUAUGUUGCUACUUCAAAAACCGGAACUUUUGUGUUUUGAUUUGGAGACUCCCUUGAUCUCAGUCAAGGGAAUACUGGAACAUUUUGGUUUUAACGUUGAAGAAUUAGAAGUUGUCAUCCACAAAUAUCCUCAUGUAAUGGGCAGAAAUAAAAUGGCCAAUUUACCUCAUGUGAUGAGAGCCAUGGAUUUGCAUUUAUGGUUUUUCAAUAAAAUCAAGGACGGAUAUCAUGAACUGUUGGCUAGUUAUGCUUUGAGAGACCCUGAUGAAGAUUUGGAUAAAGAAUUCAGUGAUAGCUUGGAGAGGAUCCGAGUUUCAAGAACCCCCACGCAUACAAUGUCCAAGUUGGAUUUUGUACAUGGAAUUGGAUUUGGAGAAAAUGCUUUAACUGUUAAGGUCUUAACUCAUUUGCAUGGUAGUAGUAGUGAAUUACAGGAGCGCUUUGAUUGCCUUCUUCGUUUAGGGAUUGGGUUCUCAAAGCUUUGUACAAUGAUAAGAACAAUGCCGAAGAUCCUGAACCAACAAUCCGAAAUACUAGAACAGAAAGUGAACUUCCUCUGCCAGGAAAUGGGAUCCUCAUUACAGGAACUUUAUAUUUUUCCUGCAUUUCUAUGUUUUAACUUGGAGAAUCGAAUUAAGCCCAGAUAUAGAUUCCACAUGUGGCUUACAGAAAAAGGCGUCAGUACACAAACGUACUCCAUUUCAAGUAUUGUUGCAACCAGUGAAAAGAAUUUUGUUGCUCGCUUGUAUGGAAUUCACCCAGCUGUUCCAAAACAUUGGUUUGAGUUUUUGAUGCCCAAAAAACCAACUGGUGUACCAAGUGCAAUAAAUAUAGUGAUUUAGUGAAUGCAACACAUUGGCAAUAUGCUACUUGAUCUGUCGUGAUGGGUUUGGUAUUUGUUUUAUCAUAGUGUAUAGAUAUUUGUCAUUCUAACUUUCUUGGAUUGGCAUAUCACAUCUGUACAUAUAUUUCUUAGUUUCUAAAUGACAGCUGUAUCAGAUGUUCUCAAUGAGAUUAUUGGUGCAAUCCAUAGAAAAUUCUCAACAAAUUCUUUUCAGCAGUUGGAAAUGGAGUUGGGAGAUAGUGUUGUCAUGGUGAAGGUGGAAGUGAUACGUGAAGGUUGCUGGAAAAACCAUAAAUUUCACCUGUAAUGACUUAGGCGUACAAGUGUGACCAUAACCAGGUAAUUGGUAGCCAGUAUGGGAGCCUGAAAUCAUUAAAUCUUAGGGUUUGGCCUUUCAUCGAUUUUGUUUACCUCAGUAAGAGUUGGGGAAGAUUGGGAAAGGUGGAAACUAAUGGGGAAGCAUUGAGAACAGACCUUCCAUAUUUGGUGAAAUAUGAUUUUGUUGCUAGUGUUGUUAUAGUUCCUUGUUUUACUGGAUGCUUGCAUUAAUUAUUGACAGGUUGACCGAUUAAAAUGGGUGCACAUGAUCAGGCAGUGAGUAUGGAUGAUCAUGCGGCAAUGCUGUGAAGUGAAUUAUGCAAGGAAAUAGUAUCGAAGGAAGCCUGCAGACUGCAGAGAGAUUCACCUCUUGAAACUGUGAACAACAGCUCUCAUAUCUAAUAUGAGAUUCUGCCCUUGACUGUAUGGGCCUCUAGAGGUCCGUUUAGGUAUUCUAUUGUUGGCCAUGUAAAUAUUCUUCAAGGCUCGUUUCUGGAUCAAUGCUUAUAACAUGUAACCGGUCUAUGGGAGCGACUACUUUAUUUUCUUUUGAAUUGCAAAAUGCGGGAGCUUUUAUCCCACUUUUGUACCUUUUUUUUUUUUUUUUAAAUUGUAACUUACCUUUUUAA
This is a messenger RNA of Ricinus communis (castor bean), 2734 nucleotides long. RefSeq names its product transcription termination factor MTEF18, mitochondrial. The transcript is spliced from 2 exons. Gene Ontology annotation, biological process: regulation of DNA-templated transcription; chloroplast organization. Gene Ontology annotation, molecular function: double-stranded DNA binding. The record is from RefSeq and is a predicted model, not a curated record. Lineage: Eukaryota; Viridiplantae; Streptophyta; Magnoliopsida; Malpighiales; Euphorbiaceae. Gene Ontology annotation, cellular component: chloroplast. Bases 100 to 1785 code for a protein of 561 amino acids.